Centropristis striata (black sea bass) is the source of this 2394-nucleotide messenger RNA. It is a transcript of the gene cnn1b, whose product is annotated as calponin 1, basic, smooth muscle, b. Lineage: Eukaryota; Metazoa; Chordata; Actinopteri; Perciformes; Serranidae. Gene Ontology annotation, molecular function: actin binding. The record is from RefSeq and is a predicted model, not a curated record. Gene Ontology annotation, biological process: actomyosin structure organization.
UAAUGCCCGAGCGGUGACAUCACUCCCAGAUGAGGAGGCUGCGCUCUGAUUGGCCGGCGGCGCCAGCCAAUCAGAGAGCACACACAUGGGAAGAGUUUAAAAAAGAUUCAGAAAAGUGUCGGAAAGUAUCUAAAAGGUUCCCGAGCAGCUCCGAGCAGCACUGCGAGGACCAUCUGAGACAAGAAGGUCAUAAAGAGAAAGUCACGGAUUAGUGGUGGACUUCCUGAGUGAUUCCUUCCUCGGACAGAGAGCUGAAACCUGCUUCUCCAUUUUUAAAUCUCUCAGCAGCUCUUUACUGUAAAUAGACCCGCAGCAGCAUGACAACACACUUCAGGAGCGGACCAGCCUUCGGGCUCUCUGCCGAGGUCAAGAGCAAGCUGGCAGGGAAGUACGACCCCCAGAAGGAAGAGGAGCUGAGGCUGUGGAUCCAGGAUGUGACGGGGAAAAGGAUGGGGGAGGGCUUCAUGGAGGGUCUGAAGGACGGAGUGCUGCUCUGCGAACUCAUCAAUGUGCUCCAGCCAGGUUCUGUGAGAAAGAUCAACAACUCCACUCAAAACUGGCACCAGCUGGAAAACAUCGGGAAUUUUGUCCGUGCGAUCCAAGAAUACGGCCUGAGGCCUCACGACAUCUUCGAGGCCAACGAUCUGUUUGAGAACGUCAACCACACUCAGGUCCAGAGCACGCUGAUCGCUCUGGCUGGCAUGGCCAAGUCUAAAGGUUUCCACUCUAAGUACGACCUCGGGGUGAAGUAUGCUGAGAAGCAGCAGCGUAGAUUCGCUCCAGAGAAGCUGAGGGGACGCAACAUCAUCGGGCUGCAGAUGGGCACCAACAAGCUGGCCAGCCAGAAGGGAAUGACCUCUUACGGCACACGGCGCCAUCUCUACGACUCCAAGAUGGCGAUGGACAACCCACUGGACCAGUCCACCAUCAGCCUGCAGAUGGGCACCAACAAGGGAGCCAGCCAGGCCGGUAUGACGGCCCCGGGGACCAGGAGGCACAUCUUCGACAAGAAGCUGGAGCUGGAGACGUGCGACACCUCCACCAUCUCGCUGCAGAUGGGCACCAACAAGGUGGCGUCCCAGCAGGGCAUGACCACCUACGGCCUGCCGCGCCAGGUCUACGACAACAAGUACUGCUCCAACCCCACCGAGGCCUUCUACAACAACGGCAGCGAGGCCGAGUUCGACGGCUACAACCAGUACUCUGACUGAUCGAUGACAUCACCACAGUACUCUGACUGAAUGAUGACAUCAUCACCCCCCCCCCCCCCCCCCCCCCCCCCGCUUUAUCCAGACAACCAACCACAUCGUGUUUGUGACAACAAACCUUCAGACUGAUAUUUAACACUGACUGACGUCUUCGUCGUCUUCAUUCCCCGUUUCUUUUUUCUUACAAUGAGUAAAAGAAUAAAUAGUGUUUGCACUGACAUUAGGUCAAAGGUUUUUAAUGCGGUGGUCAACCUCUAUAUCUUGUUACUCUGAUGGAUUUAAUACAGCUAAAAAACAACAAACACAGAUUUAAUGACCUUUGCUAUUUAUAGAUUUGUUUUGCUCUAGCUUUUUAUACAUUGUAAUAAAGAUUUAACUGUUAACUGCCUCCCUCCCUUUAAACCCUGUUGGAGCUGACCAAGCUAAUGUAACGUUUCCUAGAAAGGAAACCAGUGAGCGUGUUGGUGCUAAUGAACUUUGACCCCGUUGGAACAUUGGAGCUCUCAGGACUUCGACUCCUGGGGGACCAUGCAGACUGAGCGGGGCCCACCAUGCAGGAGGACUCGUAGCUUUGUGAGGACAUUGCUUUGUUUUGUGAGCACCUGCGCUGUCAUGUUCACCAGCCGCCAGACUACCCAUCACGCCAUUGUUACGGGGCUUUAAAUGGCUUUGUGUGCAGCAUGACUCUUUGGUUUUUCAGGAGGUAUUUUAGACAUGUGGAGGGUCUCAGACAGCUUUUAUUAAGAUAAAUAUAGAUGAAGUGAGAGAAAACAGCCACCAGCAGCUCUUCAUCCUUUAUAAACAUCCUCUUCUUGUUUCUAGACACACUGGAGUUUUUACCUGCUUCACCUGGCUUCAAGUGGAGUUUAACUAGGUACAUUAGCUCAGAUACUAAAGUACACAUUUAAGAUACUUUACUUGGUAUUUCUACUGCUCUGCAAUUCAGAUGGUCAUAUAGUACUUUUGAGACUAUUACAGCUAUUUUUAAGUUAAAGUUACCUUCAAAAAUAUAUUAUUUUUUUAGAAGAAAUUAGGUUAUAAACUCCGUUGUGAUACAGCUAGGGCUGGGCAAUAUAGAUCAAAAUACCAAAUAUCUUUAUAUUUGUCAGUUAAAGUUGCCUUCAAAAAUAUAUUUUUAUGUACUAAAGAAAUUAGGUUAUAAACUAUGUUGUAGGUAAAGGUAGGG